AGCUUACAAGUAUUUUAAAUGUGCCUCUCUAAGGUGUUUCGUAAACCUUCAGACUCAGUCACAGGGAAAUGGCUUUGCUCCUGCUUUUCUUUUUUCUUGUCUCUGGAGAGCUAUAUUCUUGUAAUGCUCAAACAACAGACAGAAGUACCAGUCCUUCAGCUGAAACAGUAAGAAAUGCCAAUGCAACAGCUGAAACAACUGUUCCAAAUGUCAACGCAACAGCUGACUCAACUGUUGGAUAUGCCAAUACAACAGCUCAAACAACAGUUACAAAUGUCAUUGCAACAGGCUGCUCAGGUCCACCAAUACUGUGCUGCGCGGGUCAGAAUAAUGGCUGUCGUAGGGUGUCAUGUUACUGUGAUCAGGCCUGUGUGACUAUCGGGGACUGCUGCUCUGACUUUAAUUUGACCUGCAUGCACUUCUUCAAUUCAACCAAUAGCAGCACUCCGUCUCCACCCCUGACUGAGUCACAAGCCUCUGAAACUUCUGCUGACUAUCACACGUCAACUUCCACAUUUACAGAUUUCCAGUCUAUGACACUUCACCAAAAAGUCUCUCUGUCAACCCGAGGUAGCAUUAACAAUUCUAGGAUUUCUGAGGCUUUGCUUAGCUAUUUGUCCCGCAUCCUUCUUCAGUCGACCUGCAAAAAUUGCUCUCUGAGAAUCAAGCACAUCGUAUUCAACUAAACCCCCAGGAUUAGAGCUGUAUAUGGAAACAAAGUGACGCAGUCAUUGAAGUUGACAGAGUGGGUUGUGCAGCCAAAAUGUCUUUUAUUGGUACCAAUCAUUAUUGUAAUUUGUUUGGCAGAUUCUAAGCUCUUUUUUUCUCUACAAAAACUGGUAAAGAAUAUCAUUGUUCUGUAAUCCCAGAUAAACAAUUAAAUAAACUCUACAAAAAGCUGUUAAAGGAAAAUGGCACUGAUUCACAGUUGAGACAAGAUUUUUAUGUAUAUGGCAAAAAAAUUAGGAGAGAAACUUUGUAGACGUUUGUCGGACUUUCUCCUGUGUCAAAUGCUUGUACAAAUACAUGCACAGGUGGCUGAUAUUGUCAAACACAAAGGCAUAAAGCAUUAACAUGUCUAGGCGGAUCCCCACAAUAAUCCACUGAUGCGCUAAGAAACUACAUCCACACAGAUUGCACUUGCCUAGAACACAAUGCAGUUCAGAGGAUGCGGAACUAAGACAAAUCCAGGAACAAGUCUCCCCUUGUGCAUUGUGACUUAUUUAUAAAUUGCAAAAGGGUGGAGUCUGAGAAUUCUAGUGAUUGUGGUGCGAAGAAAGGCUGUUCAUCCACAUUGCUGUACAAUAACCUCAGGACUGAUUGUCCACAAGAUUGCCUUGGAUUACGUGCAGACAAAAUGAGCAUUUUUGUCUCACUCAUCUUGUAGGAAAUAUAUAAGUAUUAAAUUCUUUUAUUUUAGGUGAUACAUUAACUUGAUGAAGUUUAUCACACCACUGCUCACCUGCCGGAUCACCAUCAUAUGGCACUCAUCGUUAGAGCCGUUGAAUUGCAGUGUGGGGCUGUCCAAGCCCAGAUUUUCACUCUGGAGGCAUGCUAUGUUUCAUUAAAGUGUUCUGAAAGUCAAACUGAAACGUAGUUCUGCAGACAUGAACGCCUCCGAUCAGAUAAGUAGGCCUGACGUGUUUUCACUUGCAAUUUUCUGGUGGACGUCAUCUUUUAAGUAAGGAAAUAUGUCUGUUGACUUCAAACUAUACAAUUAUUCCUAUAUCCUGCUGCUCUCUUUUUGCUGCUAAAGAAUCCGUUUGCAGGGUGUACUCUGGAGGAAGUUUGUGACUGCAUUACAGUAAAGAGAAUUAUUCCCUCUUGGCAUUUCCCUUGAGAACUGUAUUACCUGCUGCAGGAUAAGGUCUUCUUGGUGUUUUUAGCUGUAGGACAAGAAGGUUACUGACCAAUAGUACUGCAUUAACAGUCUCUAAAGCCCGCCCAUUUAAACGUCAGCAGUGUUAUAUUUUGACCAGCAGAUGGCAGCAUAUCUUUGGUUUAUGCAGCAUGACUAUAAGCAAAGGAAGAAUAAACAAAUUUAAGUUAACGCAUUUUUAUUAAGACAUCCAAAAUAAUAAUUAGUUUAUGUAUGUUGACUUACAAAGAUAACCUAUAUUUAAUAAAGCACUGAUGUUUAAUGUUUCAUUUAUUUACGUGAACAAUUGAAAACAUUGAAAAGAAUUCAACAUCUAUUACAAUUUUUGCGUUUGCCUUUUUGUGCUACAUUCUCUUCAGCUGGCUGAUACAACAUUAGCUUUAAAUCCACUUCUAUAUGAACAAUUUGUGAACAGAGAAAGAAAAGUGUUAGCAUUUGAAGUAUUAGGAAAUGUUUGUCCAAAAAGAGAGCUGGUUUUCCAGGGGGCAUGAGCCUGUACAAACACAUGCUGACCCCUGCUCCUCACAGGAGGAGGACAAGGCAAAAAUUUAAUUAUGAAGGGCGAAGUGAAAACAGGCCCACUCAGCCUUAGGGACCGGCAGGAGCGGAUAGUUCAAAUUAGAGCGGCAUUGUCCGCCCAGGUCCACCUUUGACCCCCCCAGGAGAUUUAAUUGUACAAAUCGCACCAAAGAUUUGUGCAUCUGACAAAUCUAUAGCAAUAUCUGUGUGUCCAUCUGACUGCUAAUCUGAAGUAUCCUCCUCUUCUCUUCUUUUCGUAACUCUUGCAAUUUAUGCCACAAAUAAGAAGCGUGUAUUCUCUCAAAAAAUUCUCCCCACAACAACCCACCACUCAACUGAAGUUAAUUCUGCAGAGGGAGUCUUGGGUUCGCAUUUCACCAAAGCUUUGUAAAGUUGGCUCUGAUGGGGUCACUUUGAGGUUGAAACGAUCUGUAACUGUGCAUAAACUGCAGAUCAAUUACAAUAUAAUGACAAAGGAAUGUCCCUCAAUUGUGACUACUGCAGAGCCAAUGUAGGCCUGAGAUGUCAUCAUGUUUUGGAAUAAUCGACUGCAGUUUGGUUAAAAAUAGCACAAAAUACUAUAAGAGCAAUGCUUUUUGUCAGGAUGAUAUGAAAUACUUUUGAAAGCCUAAUUUGGAUUCCUUAUUUAUUUAUUUUUUGGUUGAAUAAUGUGUCUUUAUUUUACAGUGCAUUGCAAAAGCGUACAGACACCUGCAGCUCCUUCUCAUCUAGUGAUAUUACACUCACAAACAAUGGGUAUUAUGUCAAAGUAGAUUAUCUGAUACACAUACAAAAAGUACUGCAUAAUUGUGAAGUGUAAGGAAAAAAGCUCUUAAUUUUUUGUUUUUUCAUAUCUGAAAAGUGCAGCUUGCACAUAUAUUGAAUCCCUUUUAUUCUAAUUCUCCUACGUGCAAUUAGUCUUUUGACUUCAAAGGUCAGCGUCUUAGGAAAGAGAUUCCACCUGUGUGUAAUUUAAACUAAAUAGAAAUUCAAAAAAAAAAAAAAAAAACAUAACUUUUGGCUUACAUGCAAAAUGUCAUAUGUGGUGGAAACUAAAAUGUGUGCAUUACCCUGAACAGAACAGCCCGUAGGGGGAAACUAGUCAGAAUGAAUGGAGUUCUUCAUGGUGGUGAAUGCAGGGAAAUCUUUGAAGAGGCUGCAAAAGACUUGAGAUCAUUACAGAAGUUUAGGUUUCAGCAGGACAGAUCUACACAUACUGCCAGAGCUGCAAAUAAGAAUAACAACAUUUCAAUCUCUGCACACAAUAGACUCGCAGUUGUAAUUGUAGGGAAUGGUGGUUCUGUAUUGAAUCGAUGGCUGAACAUUUAUAUUCUCCACAGUUUUAAGAUCUUUAUGUAAAUUAAAAUGAAGAGUUAUGCAUCAUUUAUGUUCCCCUUUACUGUUAUGUGCUGAUUUAUUUGGUCUUUUAUGCAAACUGCCAAUAAAAUAAAUAGAAAUUUCAGGUUGUUAUGCAAUUAAAUGUUAAAGUUUAGGAGGGUUCAACACUUUAGGAAUGUACUGUAUAUGUUCAGAAAAAAGUUAUAAAGCAAGUUUACACUUUUUACAUUUUCUAAUUCUUUGAAACACACAUACACACACACACACACGCACGCACGCACGCACGCAUUCAGGGAGAGAGUUUGUAAUUCCUUGUUCCCUGCAGUGUGUGCACAUUGUGGGCCCCGGUGUUAUUGAUCCUGAUUGGGUCUCACAGGAGGAGAUUCCGGCCCGCCAUUGACCCACACUUUUGCAUGUUUCCAUUAUUCUCUCAGAUGAUCAGAGGCGCGUAAGUCUCCCCUCAUGUCUGCCGAAUGGCCGUACUUGCGUGAGUUUUCUGAUUGUCAGUUGGCGAAAGGAGGGGAGGAAAGGGGAAAAUGAAGUUACUGAGAGUUUCGCAAAAUCACUAGCAGGUCUUGCCUGACGUUUUUCUGGCUUGGUGACUGUCAAAACAUUCCCCAUAUGCACCCAUACCCCUCCUCCGCUUUUCUUCAGAAAGCCUGUGGCUCACAGGCUGCUCUCCUCUUCAAAGUAAAACUUCUCAGCCAUGUGGCCUGCGUUGAAUGUUUGUGUUGACGGUCGCCUAGUUCCUAUAAACUCUUCAUAGGGAUCUUUUUCCUCUUCUUCAUUACCUAUGAAGCACUUAAAAAGUGUCAUGGCGAGGAAGGAGUAAAAGAGCAUUACAAAAAGUAUAUAGAAGUAAGCAUUGUCGUAAGUCUCCCUGGAAGUGGAGAACGCUGGAUUAGUGUGAGAAAGAGGACUCACGGUGGUG
Gambusia affinis (western mosquitofish) is the source of this 4667-nucleotide messenger RNA. RefSeq lists its product as uncharacterized. Lineage: Eukaryota; Metazoa; Chordata; Actinopteri; Cyprinodontiformes; Poeciliidae. The transcript has 10 exons. The record is from RefSeq and is a predicted model, not a curated record. Bases 69 to 686 code for a protein of 205 amino acids.